Molecule: messenger RNA, 738 nt
Organism: Arachis stenosperma
Lineage: Eukaryota; Viridiplantae; Streptophyta; Magnoliopsida; Fabales; Fabaceae
Product: protein FAR1-RELATED SEQUENCE 11-like
Exons: 1
Coding region: 1-738 (245 amino acids)
Source: RefSeq, a predicted model, not a curated record
AUGUCACAUUCUGAAGAGGAUGACUGUUAUAUAGAGGAGGAGGAAAAUAAAUACGAUAAUGAUAAAACUACUGAUGGUAAGGUGGAAGCUGCUGUUCUGAGUGCAAAUAAUUUUUUGAAUCAGCAAUUUGUAAAUUAUGAAGAAGCUUACGAAUGUUAUGUAAGGUAUGCCAAGUGUGUGGGGUUUGGAGUUCGAAAGAGGGAUGCAGCUGCUGAUAGUACUGGCAAUUAUGUUCGACAUAAAUUCGUGUGCAACAGAGCAGGUGUGAGAGAGAAGAAAUGCUAUGCAACUACUAGUAAGAUAAGAAAGCAGAAGCCUGAGACCAGAACAAAUUGUAAUGCAAUGUUGUCAAUUUAUCUUGACAAGAGUUGUUCAAUGUGGAAAGUUAGAAAGAUUGUGGAGGAUCAUAACCAUCCUUUGAUACCGUUUAAAUUAGUUCACCAAAUUCCAAAUCAUCGUACAAUAUCAGAUGCAGACAAGGCACAAGUGGAUAGCAUGCAUAGACAUGGCCUCCCACCUUCGAAGAUCAUGGGUCUUAAUGAUGGACAAGCCGGUGGUUAUGAAUUUGCUGGUUUUACAAAAAAAGAUUUGGAUAACUAUAUUGAAAGAAAUCUACGUUCAAAGAUCAUUGAAGGAGAUGUAAAUGCAACUCUUACUUAUUUGCAUGGAAAAGCAGAGGAUGAACCUAUGAUGAUUGUGAGACAUAGUUUAACAGAUGACGAUAAAUUGGAACAUUGA